Syngnathoides biaculeatus (alligator pipefish) is the source of this 1892-nucleotide messenger RNA. RefSeq names its product NIM1 serine/threonine protein kinase (gene nim1kb). Gene Ontology annotation, cellular component: cytoplasm. Lineage: Eukaryota; Metazoa; Chordata; Actinopteri; Syngnathiformes; Syngnathidae. Gene Ontology annotation, biological process: microtubule cytoskeleton organization; intracellular signal transduction; protein phosphorylation. Bases 5 to 1315 code for a protein of 436 amino acids. The record is from RefSeq and is a predicted model, not a curated record. Gene Ontology annotation, molecular function: tau-protein kinase activity; protein serine/threonine kinase activity; ATP binding. The transcript is spliced from 3 exons.
CAAAAUGCGUUCUGGACAGAUACAGGUUGCAAACCCCAAACUGCAUCACAGCCUUUACAGCCUGACAGACAGCUCAGACCCUGAACAAGAGGGUGACGUAGCAGAUGGACCGCGAUGCCUUACCCCACUGCAGAAGCUCACAUCAGACAUGCACAAGGAUGACAGAAUAAUCAAGGAACUGGUCAUCGGCCGCAGGGUGGGCUUCUACAAGGUUAGGGGGGAGAUUGGCCAUGGGACUUUCUCCCGAGUCAAACUGGCUUUUCACGCUCUGACAAAAGAUAAAGUGGCCCUUAAAAUCUUGGACAAGACAAGAUUUGACAAUCAGGCUCAGCGGCUUCUCUCCAGGGAAGUCAGCAGCAUGAACUCCAUGCACCACCCUAACGUCAUCCGUCUCUAUGAAGUGGUGGAGACGCCAAGUCGCCUCUACCUGGUGCUGGAGUACGCCGGUGGAGGAGACCUUCACAACAAGAUCUGCAAUGAGGGAAAACUUGCUGACAACACAAGCAAGAUCAUAUUCUCACAGAUCCUCUCUGCCAUUAAAUAUUUGCACAAUUGUAACAUCAUCCACCGGGACCUGAAGGCAGAGAAUGUUCUUUUCACCGGCAGCGGCUGUGUCAAGGUGGCAGACUUUGGAUUCAGCACGCAGAUUUCCAACCGCAAUGACACACUCGACACCUUCUGCGGCUCACCUCCAUAUGCCGCCCCGGAGCUCUUCAGGGAUGAGUGCUAUCUGGGUCCUCCGGUGGAUGUGUGGGCAAUGGGGGUCCUCCUUUUUUUCAUGGUGACCGGCACCAUGCCGUUCCGCGCUGAAACCAUGGGAAAGCUGAGGCGCUGUGUCAUCCAGGGUGCAUACAGUAUACCCCCGUGGGUUCCUGGUCCCUGUCAGAGACUCAUCAGGGGCAUCUUAAAGGCAGAUCCCAUUGAGCGCUGUGCUGUUGACCAGAUGCUGGGUUGUGAUUGGCUUUUACCCGUGGAAUUCCCUUGGUCGUUGGCAUCUCCCGAACCAGCGAGCCCUCUGCAAGGCCUGUUGGAUUCUGAAAGUAGGGACCUGGAGGAGGAGGAGGAAGAGAUGGAGGAGGUCCAGUGCUCACUGGAGAAGCUUGGGUUCACCUCAACACACUUACAGAACAAUCGACUAAAUGACAGCCGCAGCCCUGUCACAGGUGUCUAUCGAAUCCUGCUGCACCGAGCGCAGAGAAGGAGGGGAUGCGACAGCCUGCCGGUGGUCCGAGGGAUGGUGAGGGACCCCAAGCGGGAGGGACUUAGAGCAUACAGGGGCCUAAGGCACACGUCCAAACUCUGUGUGCUUUCAUAAUAUGGUUUUUGGGUCGGCUUAAAUUAAUGUUUUUAUUAUUCAGCUUUUGCAUUUUCAUUUAUUCAUUUAUCUUGAAUUACCCACCAAUCACUAGAACAAGGAAACAAAAAUCAGUUUUCAAGACCCAAGAUGCCUUUGCAAUACAUGCCAGCUCAAGCCUUCUGGAAGUUGCAAUGUUCUUUACUUUUUUGAUUCAAUUCAAUUGGCGUUAAAUCAAACUAAGUUUAUUUUCAUAGAACAACGCCAGUAGUAUGCAGCUCUACUGAAAGUUGAAACAGUGAAAGUACUCAAUGUGCACUUAAACCGGACCUUUUAACUCUUUGAGUUUGUUUACUGUAUUAGUUGAAUUAAUGGAGCAUGAUCAGCCAUGCUCAGUCAAUGCAUGAUUCGUAUAACAAUUAUUAAUAUUUGUAUGCAACAUCAGGAGUAGUCAAGAUUUUGGAGCUUCGUCUUGCACUGAAGAUAAUGGACAGCAUCGGUAUCUCUACAACUUUAUUUUCUAGAUCUAAAAUAGUUUUCUGUUGCUUUGUUUAUAAUUUCAUAUAUUUUAAAUAAAAUGCAAGGUCCAGGUUUUUCA